Thecamonas trahens ATCC 50062 is the source of this 543-nucleotide messenger RNA. RefSeq lists its product as uncharacterized. Bases 1 to 543 code for a protein of 180 amino acids. NCBI's taxonomy places the organism in Eukaryota, Apusomonadida, Apusomonadidae. The transcript has a single exon. The record is from RefSeq and is a predicted model, not a curated record. Gene Ontology annotation, cellular component: intracellular anatomical structure.
AUGGCUAUGGUGUGGGAACAACUGGUGGAGAAGCUUGGGAUGCAGGCCCAUCCCGAGGGCGGGUUCUUUGUGGAGACGUACCGGGCCGACGAGGAGGUGGCCGGCGGGGCGCUGCCGGCGCGGUUCUCUGCGACGCCGCGGGCGUUCAGCACCGCCAUCCUCUUCCUCAUUCCGGCUGGCCAUGUCUCGGCGCUGCAUCGGAUUGCGCAGGACGAGGUGUGGCACUUUUAUGCUGGUUCGCCACUUGUGGUCGAGGUUCUCACCGACGGCGAAGACGGGCCGUCGUCGUCUGCCCUUCUCCUCGGGUCCGACCUCUUCGCCGGCCAGGCUGUCCAGGGCGUGGUCAAGGCCGGGGCCUGGUUUGGUGCGCAUCUGGCCGAUGAGGAUGCCGGGCCUGAAGCGUACGCGCUGGUCGGCUGCACGGUUGCGCCGGGCUUUGACUUUGCCGACUUUGAGCUGGCCAAGGCUGACGAGAUGGUGGCCAAAUUUGCCAGCGUGCCUGGCCUUGACGAGGCGCUUCUGCGGCGUAUGUGCGCGGCUUAA